Messenger RNA from Talpa occidentalis (Iberian mole), 2862 nucleotides. It is a transcript of the gene TMEM232, whose product is annotated as transmembrane protein 232. The coding region runs from base 198 to 2321 and encodes 707 amino acids. The transcript is spliced from 16 exons. NCBI's taxonomy places the organism in Eukaryota, Metazoa, Chordata, Mammalia, Eulipotyphla, Talpidae. The record is from RefSeq and is a predicted model, not a curated record.
CCCAGCGAUCCCGAGUGCGGCGAUAGGACAUUGAAACAACUUAAAUUCCUGUUGAUAGAGGAUUGGAUCAAGAAGAUGUGGUAUAUCCAAGUAAUGGAAGUUAUUCAACUAUAAGAAAAGAUGAAUGUCAUUUAUAGCGAUGAGGGAAUGAUGUGUAGUAAAAUAACUCAUAAUGACAAAGGUUUAUAUAUGUGAAUAUGUCUGUUAGCAAAUCAUCUGUGAUUGGUGGAUUUGGAGCAAUAUCUUCCUCUUAUGAAAAACUCUUGAGAUUAAAUUUUCAAAAUACAAGGAAACUGCGAAGUAAUAAAUCAUGGCCAUCAGUUGUAAUCACCAGAGAGUUCAUCUUGAGAUUCAAUGAAACCAAGAAUCCGAAAGAGGAGGAAGAAAUGUUGGACAUAGCUAGAAAAAACAUACUGAGAUGUAAGCGAAAAUUGGGUCUCAAAACCUUGGGUUCUGGGAAGCACGUGCAUCUUCCCACUGCAUGGACUUCAGUGAUAUACCUGGCUCAGUGCAAAGGAGAAAUCCAAGAUGAAGCCUUGAAUAUACUUUAUGCUUCACUGGACCAUGCUUCCUUUGAUAAAGACCAUCUCCCUGUGUUAUUUUUUGUUGCGGAAUCAGUUUUAUAUAGACUAUGUUGUGAUGCAUUCCUAAAGACAUACUUAUAUUCAGUUGAGCUGAAGCUGACAAAGAUUGCCUAUUUGGUCUUCUUACGACUUUAUAUAUUUUUCCUGCAUGGUCAUCUAGAAAAUUUUCAACAACAUUUACUUAGGCUUCAACCAUAUUUUUAUGCACUUUCUUCCUCUGGAAAGUCAUAUAACAAGUAUCCAAACAUUUUUUCAAAUGUGCAAUUCAUUCUAAAUAUCAUGGAAAUCAUAUAUAAAGGAGAAUUGUCCGAGUCAAUUUUUAACCCUUUGAAAAAUGAGAAAAGACAUGGUAACAUAAAUUCUAAUAUGGAGCAGUUACAGUUUAAUCAGAGAGGAUAUGAAGUUAGCAACCUUCUCUGGCACUGUGUGGCUGCCUGGUCUUGUGUUCAGAAGAACAGCACUCAGUUGAAUAAGGUGCUUGAACAUCUCAUCUUUUAUAAAACAGAGCUUCAAAACAGAUGUUGGCUGGACUCAGCACUGGCUUUGUUGGUCCUUGGGGAAGCUGCCAAAUUAAGCAUGGCCUGCUUGAAAGCUUUAAUGGAUUUAAUGAGAGAUUUUCUUUCCAAUAUUUUGUCUGCUCAGAAUCAGGGAGAAAGUUGCAAGGCAGAUGACUUUUCCUGGGUGUGGAAUAUAGUCUACAUAUAUACAACAAUUCUAGCAGAAACCUGCUUGUAUGCAGCCACAUCUAAUUUACGAAAAACUGCUUUAAUUGGUUUCUGUGACUGUAAAAGUUCACAGAAAAAUAUAUUUCUCAUGGACAAAUCAGAAGUACAGCCAGAAUUAAGGGAAACAAGUAUUUUAGGUCUUUUGGAUUAUUUCUCUUCAAAAAUGUCAGAUAAUUGUGAUCAAGUGAUAUGGACUGGAUACUAUGGCUUAGUAUAUAACAUGACAAAAAUGUUAUGGGAACUUAAGGGAGAUGAAGAACAGGAUGGACUUAGAAAUAAAAUAUGGCAAACAUUUCAAAAAAUAAAGAAUAAUGAUAAAGAUGGGGUAAUCCAAAGUGCAAUAAAUAUAGCUCAGGCUGAAAUAAAUAACCCAACUGAUCCUUUUACUAGCUGUAGUACAAAAGUUUCAUCAAAUGAAGGGGAUGAAGUUUUCUUCAAAUACAUAGGAUGGAGAGUUGCCAAUGCACUUUCCAAACUGUUCUUCCCCUUCACUGAUGCUCAUGUUCCUUCCAUGAAAAAAACUUUGAUAAAGCAAGAUCAAAUUAGACAUCUAAAUAAAAAGUUGGACUUGACAAAGAAGAGAGUUCUACAUUUCACUGUAAGGUGUUGUCCCCAUAGUACUCCCGCCACCAAAGGACCAGUGAUCCAUCACUACAGUCUCUUGUGCUCUUCCUCCCCUGAUCUGACUGCUCUACCUUCUUCUCCUCUGCUGGAACAUCCUUCUUUAUCAGAACUCCCCUUGUGUUCAUAUCCAGAUUUCUUCACCAGGACUAAUGAAGAGUUGAGAAGAGUCAUUAACCAUCAUUGGCAGAAAGAACUGGAGAUCCAAAAGAAAUUAGAUGAACUGCAUGAAGCAAAAGAAUGUGAAGAUAAAGAGUUAGAAAAAAAAAAUCACUUCAGAGAAAUUAUGAAGAGAAGAGAAGAGAAACUACACAAACAAACCAAACCCUAUGAGCUUCCUCCAAGGACUGAAGUAAUUUCAUCAGAAAAGAAAUUGACCCUCCCCAAUUAGGUCCAUGUGUCAGAAAUCUGUUGCAUUUAAGAGACCAAGACAGCUGUAUGUUAGGAAAAAUUUCUUCUGUUAAGAGUUGUUAACCUGAUGUAGGCUCCUUAACAGUAAUGUUUUAGUUCUAAACUAACAGCUAUUAACCACAUUUGAGUGAAGCAAUUUUACCAGCUAAACAUUUUCAAGAAUACAUCUAGAGCCUUUUCCAAUUGACUCUUGUCUUCUGAUGACAGAUACUUAAUGAUUCUCAAAGUAUUGAUAUUUAUUGGAAAGUUAAAUGGAAAUCAAUUGCAAGUUAUUGAGUUAUAUACAAAAAUUACUUCUUGAAAUGGAAUGAACAUCAACUGAUACUCCAAUAACAAUUAUACAAAUAAAAUAAGUAAGACACUUUCAUAGUCAAUUUAUACCAAAACAAACCAUAUGCCAGAAGCUUGAAUUUGAUAAAUUACUGUGUAUUAAACAUUUUUGGAUGGGCCAGACAUUUCAAAACAACUUCAUCUUUAACAGCCACCAGGGGAGGCUCCUGAUGGACAGUGGUUUUACUUUG